Messenger RNA from Anoplopoma fimbria (sablefish), 3491 nucleotides. RefSeq names its product interferon gamma receptor 1-like (gene ifngr1l). Gene Ontology annotation, molecular function: protein binding. NCBI's taxonomy places the organism in Eukaryota, Metazoa, Chordata, Actinopteri, Perciformes, Anoplopomatidae. The coding region runs from base 128 to 1279 and encodes 383 amino acids. The record is from RefSeq and is a predicted model, not a curated record. The transcript is spliced from 7 exons.
AGCCUCAGGAUCUCAGCGAGGCUGGUUGAACGUGGGAGACGUGUUCCUCUGCAGCGUCCUAAUGAAACGAUAGAUUAGAUAGUUAAUGUCUCUAUUGCAUAUACUUUGAAGACGUCAAACAACGAGCAUGUUGAUGUGUUUUCCUGCAGCCGCGGUCCUUCUCUUCGGCUCUUUACACGCUGCGUUAAUGGGCGUGGCGCCGCCGACCAACGUGGAGCUGAACUGCCACAAUAUGAGCAAUGUUCUAACGUGGACUUACGAACAACUCUCACCAGAUCUUAGAUUCAAAAUCACCAUCGGCGUAACCGGUAAAAACAGUUAUCCUAAAGAGAUUUGGGUGAACUCAUCAGCACGACAAGCAGACGUGUCAUUUCUCUCUGAUUACAAUAAUGCAUACUUACUUCACAUAUUUGCCGUGAAUGGCCAGAAUGAGUCUGUUCGUGCACCUCCUGAUGGAAUCAUUUUCACCUAUUUCUGGGACAAUCCAUUGGGGAGGAAGUGUAAUUUGGAUUUCCCAUCAGUUAGCAUCUCUGCCCAUGAUGACACCCUCCUGUUACGCUUCGAGCAUCCCUGGGUGGUGUACCUCCAGAAGUUGCCAAGCAGUCCAAAUACAGAAAACGGGAGAAAGAAAAGCCCUAAACCAUUGAUUUUUAAAUACGACGUUGUGAUCAUCAGCCAGGGGGAAGAACACCACAGCUUUUACUGUGAGAAGAGUGUUUGUGAGGAAAGGCUGUCAGUGGAUCCUGCACAGAAGAAACACUGUCUGAAGAUGAAGGGAGAGCUGGAGAAAAUAUCAGUUCAAGCCAAACAAGACUACUGCUUGUCACCAGAAGCACCACCACCGAACUAUGUCCUCUACAUCACCGCCGGGAUCCUGAUUACCCUUGCUGUAGUUGUUGUUUUAGUUCUCGUCAUGUUGUACCGAAAAUGGACCGCACCCAAUGCUGCCUUGCCAAACUCUGUGAUGUUCCCAUGGAAACUGAAGCAUGUUUUUGCGGAAACGGUUCAAGAGCGGAUCUUUGUGCCAGAAGAACCUAGCUCACCCACGCCUCUGCUGCCGGAAGAGGAGACAGAAUCGACAACUUUUGCUCCUCCCUCUACUGAGCCCGAGCUCCGUAUGGCCAUCGGGCUGUUAAGAGAGGAUGAAGGUGUGUCUGACCACGUGGAGGGAGGGAUUGAUGAGGAAGCCGGGUACACCCAAGGCAAAGACCUGGAUCGAGAUGAGGUGCUAUACUUCAAAGACGACACUGGUUAUGAGAAACGUCCCGUGUUGGAUUAGUGAGCACAAGAUGAACUGACUGAGGGUUACCGUGGCUACAGGUGGAACCUCUGAACGUUUUGCCACAUUGACUGUUCAGCGUUAGGUCAAUUCAAAACUGAACAGCGCCUUGCAGACUUGGUUACAAAUUUCAGGUGGUUUGGUUUGUGUUUGUGAAUGCCAAGUGAAAGGAGAAUAAGAGAUGUCCCUCUUGUCAGUUCAGCUUAACAUCGGUUACAUAUUGCUUCGCAUUUACGUUAACAUGUCAAAGCAGCGCAACAGUAAGCCUAUGUGAAAUAUAUUCCUGCAAAGCAAUUUCUAUCAAUUUCUGGAUAUUCUUGAGGUUGUAAGAUACAAUAGAUCAAAUAAUUCCCAAAUUGGAUCACUCACCAAAAUGUCAGCAGUAUAACAAUAGACAGUUAUGUUGUCCGUUUAUUAUCUUUUUAAUAUGUGAUAUUUGAUCGAUUCUGCUGCCAUCACAAUCCGUGCGUUCCUAUUAGCGCUAGGAGCUGAGAAAGCCCCUCCUAUUAAAGUGAUUGAUCACGAUACUAUACAAAACAUUCAUGUGGCGGACACAUCAGCAAGUACUCAUGGUUAGUUCCAGUUAUUACAGGAUUUUUAAACAAAAAAACUACAACUUCAAUGUUUAUACAUCAGCUUUAUCAUGUACAGAAUCCCACCCAAUGAUAUAAAGGGUCUCUCAUUAUGGCUCCUUCUCCCCGUGUCAGUGUGGGUUCUCUCCGGGUUCUCCGGCUUCCUCCCACAGUCCAAAGACAUGCAGCUUAGGUGCAUUGAAGACUCUAAAAUUGCCAGUAUGUGUGAAUGUGAGUGUGAGUGGUUGUCUGUCUCUAUAUGUCUGCCCUGUGAUAGGCUGGCGACCUGUCCAGGGUGUAUCGUACUCUGCCUUCGCCCAUUGACAGCUGAAAUCGGCUCCAGCACCCCCGCGACCCUUAACUGGAUAAGCGGUUAUGGAUGGAUGGAUGCCUUUGAUGAAUGCACAUAAGCAUUACUAUACAAUACUGUUAUCUCUGUGGAAUAGUACAUAUAUGAAUACUGAGAAUUUCCUUUAUGCUUGUUUGCACUUUUGCUUUUUCCACCUAAAUCGAAUCCUUUUGUUUGUCAUUAGGCUCGUAGCACCUUAAAGUGACACUGAACCCUACAAGUUAAAUCAUCUUUAACUUCUAUAAUGUGACUUUUUUUCUGAGUGAAAUUUAAUAUUUGUGUGGAUGUAGUUGAUACAGUGUUUCAGGUGUGAAUUGAUCGCUCAAAAAAAGUGAGUGUGGCUGAGCAGAUACAGAGAAAUACAGAUCUGUAGGAGAUCGUUUGCCUCGUUUUACACCUCCUUUUCCUGCUGGUAGAUCAGGAAGAGGAGAACGAGGGAGAAAUUAAUAAAUAACAAGAUCACUAAAAGCCAAACAUGUAAACUCCCGUUGGGUAUCGCUCUGCUAGCUGCCAUGACCCACAAGCUAACAGUCAAGUGCUGUUUGAAAGGUUCAACUUUUGUCCUAAAGUACAUGUCCUUAUAUGAAUGUAAGAAGAAACCCUGCAGUGGAAGAUAAGUGGUCAAAAAAAAUUGAACAAAAUAUUUUGUGAAUAAUAAAGAGGGACAGAGGGAAGAAUUUUUAUUUUUUUAUUUUGUCACUCAAUUUAUGCAGUUUGAAAACGAUUGCACUAGUGAAGUGAUGAAAGUUACAUUACACAACCUGUAAGACUUUGUUUUGUGCCUUUUUUAUGUCCGUGCUUUUAUUCAGUUUUUGAGUCACUUGUUGUUUUGUUUGUAACUUUCUUUGUGUUUUGAAACUUAACCUACAUAUGCUAAGUUGCAGGGCGGAUCGGUUUAAACUCAGUGCCGAAUACAUGAAUACCGAGUCUGGCUGAAGUGAACUAGCAACACAUUUUAAGUGACACUGACUGAAAAAGGGAAUUGGUGCUUUUAUUUGUACAUUUUUCCAUUCAACAAUUUCAAAUUGGAAAGGACGGAUUUAAUUUCCAAUCAGAGUGAUUGACCGGGCGUGAUGAGUUUUGUAUUUGGGGAAAAAUGGCAGACUGGUUCAAUUUGAGCAAAUUAUUGUCUAAUUUAUCUAGCUGCUCGUUAUCCUCGGUAUCUAUCUGGUCUGUCUCUGCAUCUGUCCAAAUAAUGUUUCCUUUUUGACUGUAAACUACUGUUUUUAUUUGUUUAUCUUCUGUCAUUUUUUUUAGCAUUACAUACUUUCAAUAAAAAUGAACAUAAAUC